GCGAGGACGCUGAUCACACCGUCUGUACCUAUACCUAGUCCACGGCCGCCUACUUCCAUGACUUCGGAACGAUGAGAUACAGGAACACUCGGCAUUGCUCUCGCUCCUUCCUCGUCAACCGGUCACUACGAUGAUGCUUCCAGCCUGUCUGACAGCUCUGCUUGCACUCCAAGUCACCACAGCUCUCGCCAAUACCGAGAAACUCAUCUUUCUCGCGCCGGCGGUCAUCACGCUGCCAGACACCGGACCAACGCUGCAGGCGCUGCAUCUGGAUACGGUAUCUCCGAAGAGUCCGACGCUGAGAAAGGCCUUGGCUGUUGCAUUUCCUACGCAGGAUCGUCCACGAGGCCUGGAGUCCUGGUAUCUGCUCGAGGGCUUAAGCGCUGCCAGUCGAUACGAAAUUCGGAUCUGCUGGCCAGCUGUGCAACCCACGGAGUUCUGGCUCGAGACAUACAACGUCUCGCACGUUUUUGACACUCCAGCGUUGAUUCAGGGUCUUGCUGCAUUCGCCGAACAGCAAGUGCAGCCCUCCGCCGACCGUGAGCUGAGGCGAAGUCAGCCUUUGGAAAGCCUGCUCUUUCUCAAAGUACAAGCUGCUGCAGACUACUUUACUACAAACAAGACGCUGAUGCUGCGCCCGCAACCCGUGGAUAUCGACAUCAUUCUCGAUCCAUAUCUUGCCAAUAUCUUCCCCGCUUCGCUUCUGCCCACGGCAAUUUACAUUGUCGGCCUAGCUAUCUUAUCUUUCUACGUGUCGGGUUGGAUCUGGCGCACUCUUCAGUCACAGACCUUGAUCAAGCAGCGCACGGACUGAGCUCACGAUGAGCACGCCAGACGAUGAUUUCGAAGGAGAGUUCAGUCAUCUGGCCGCCGAUGAAGAAGACCCUGUUGUCGAUGGAAAACCUCUCAUGCCGCUGCCGCAAGCGACGCCCCGUCGGCCCAGACACCCGUUUUACACGCUUCCAUCGGAGCUGAUUCUCGACAUUGUGGAUUUACUCAGUCCCGAGUCCUUCAUCAACUUCGCAUUCGCCAAUUAUCCGCUUCUUCACUCGUAUGGAGUAGCGCCUGCACUUUCACGUACGAGAGUCAUCUAUAUCACAACGCAAACACAGAUUCCAGCCUUGUUCCCGCUCCUGCGCAUGCCAGCUGAAAUCCUGCUGCACAUUAUGCGGAACCUGAAACCUAUAGACAUUAUGCGCUUCGUGGUUGCCAAUUAUCAGGACUUGGCGAGGCAAGGUAUCGCACCACCCAUGACGCCAGGGACGGAGCGCGAGCUGCGCAAUGCUGUGAGGGCGAGCAUAGGACGAGCUUGGGUUUCGCAGACAGGGAGCUGGGGCUAUUCAUGGAGAGAACAGUGAAACAGAGCAGGGAGUGGUAUUGAUGCUCGAGCCAUAUGUCUUCGCUGGCCCAUGAAUCUGCUGUUGUGGUAGAUGGGUAUCAUCAUGCUUGUACAGAUGGACGGUGAUCGUGGUGUCGAACGCUGAAGGCGUGGUUUCUGCAGAAUAUAUAAUAGCAACGCCGGCGGCAGAUGCAGGACAGCCCUUGAGUGACAUAUCUGUGAUGGAGUUUUUCACGUCGUCGAUUGCUAGGCAUGAGUUGAUGAGGAGUCUAGCCGUAUUCAAGCUCAAAGGCUGUAGACAUGCGAACCGAGGAA
Molecule: messenger RNA, 1654 nt
Organism: Sphaerulina musiva SO2202
Lineage: Eukaryota; Fungi; Ascomycota; Dothideomycetes; Mycosphaerellales; Mycosphaerellaceae
Exons: 2
Coding region: 131-814 (227 amino acids)
Biological process (GO): GPI anchor biosynthetic process
Cellular component (GO): mannosyltransferase complex; endoplasmic reticulum membrane
Molecular function (GO): mannosyltransferase activity
Source: RefSeq, a predicted model, not a curated record